Molecule: messenger RNA, 3806 nt
Organism: Zea mays
Lineage: Eukaryota; Viridiplantae; Streptophyta; Magnoliopsida; Poales; Poaceae
Product: transcription factor LHW
Exons: 10
Coding region: 600-3200 (866 amino acids)
Biological process (GO): regulation of DNA-templated transcription
Molecular function (GO): DNA-binding transcription factor activity; protein dimerization activity
Source: RefSeq, a predicted model, not a curated record
AAGUAAACAAAGCAGCAAUGCGGACGAAAGCGAGCGAGACACACACAACACAACAGUGACGCUAGCUCUCAAGCAAAUAGAGGCAGCAGAGCAGACCAUAGAGAGUGGAGAUCAGCCAGCAGCAGCAGCAGCAAGGCUGAGCCGCCGCCCCCACGAGUGGAGUGGAGGCAGCAGCCAGCGACAAGGCUGAAUCCGGGAGGUCCGCGCGCCGCAGCCGUGGCUGCCAUCGCAGGCGCCGCCGCCGCCGCCGCUUGUGAGAGGCGCUCGUCUUGUAUUCACGAGGAGGGCGACGACACCCCCUCGGCAAAGGAGCUGGCCACUGGCCCCGCCCUGUGAUGGCUGCUGCCCGUGCCCCGGCGGCGAGGGGACGCGUAGGUGCUCCGGAGGCGGCAGCUGCGUGGAGGGGCGGCGGUCUCCGCGCGAAGCAGGCCGGGCGCGCCAGCUGCCGCGGCGCGUAGACCGAGCGACUGGACGCCGUCUCUCUCUCUCUCUCUCUCGCAAUCCGAGUCGGGGGCUCGGGGCUAGGGUUUUGGCGCUGAGGGCGCCGGGGUUCUAGCGGAGCGGCUGGAGGAAGAGGGGAGGGGGCGGGGGGCACGGAGAUGGCGGUCGGGGACGCGCUGCGACGGCUGUGCGAGGAGAUCGGGUGGUCCUACGCCGUCUUCUGGAAGGCCAUCGGUGCUGCAGACCCCGUGCAUUUGGUGCAGGAGGACGGCUACUGUGGCCACACGUCAUGUCCUGUCGGAUCUGAGCCUUCCGAAUCUCUGCCCAGCGACGCCGGGUGCUCUGUUCCUGCUGCUAACACCAUCUGCUCGCUUGUUCACAGCGUUAUGGCGUCGCAGGUCCAUGUCGUCGGACAAGGGACCGUAGGCCGUGCUGCGUUCAGUGGCAACCACCAAUGGAUCGUCCGCGGUACCGCCAAUGGUCACGGGCUCUCCUCCGAGGUUGCUGCGGAGAUGAACAAUCAGUUCAGAGUUGGCAUUCAGACAAUUGCGAUCAUUCCUGUGCUGCCACGGGGUGUCCUGCAGUUAGGCUCUGCUGGUUUGGUUAUGGAAAACAUAAAUUUUGUGAUGUUUGCAAAGAAGUUGUGUUCUCAGCUAAACAACCGUUCAAGCAUGGCUGCAUCUGCUUCGGCUAAAAACGCUUUAAGUCAGCAUGGCCAGUCACGUCCUGAUACUGCAACUGUGUCAACUAGGACACCACCAAAUGCAUUGCUGAAUGCAUCUUUGCUUAAGGUUGCACAACAGAGUGGUCACCCUGUUAGAGAGCACGUUGUCUAUGCUGAGCCUGACCUUAGGUUUAGACAACAAGCAUCCUUCUGCGAGAACCAAUUUGGAAGUAAUUUACAGAGUGUUGUUAUGAACUCAAGUUUGACCUCCCCAAGCUUGGCAUCAGUUAAAAAGCAGCCACUCUUGAUGAACAGCAUUGGGCAGUUACAGUUCAGUAAUUAUGUGCAUUCAUCGGCAGAUUUGGCAAGAGAUGUCAUAUUAAAAUCCCUUGUGCGCCAGGACUCUUCUGUCUGCGAAACUACAAACAUGAAUAUGCAUCGUGGAAGAUAUAUGGUAUCCAAUGAUAUAAAUGGUUCUGGGGAUUUUGAUUUUCUCCCUGUAGGUGCCAAAGCAAGCAGAGCCAACUUAUCAACCAGUGUGUCGAGUCAAAUAUUGGACCACACAACAAGAACACUGCAGCAAAAACAGUCUCUUGUCCCAUUCAAAGUCACCCAAUCUUCUGAAUUCAAUAAGAAAAUGGAGAACCCUGAAAAUGGAUCAUUUCAAACCCCUUCAGUUCCAACUUCUGAAUCUGGUGGUCAGGUUUCUAACAGUUUCAACAUGGACCAAGAGAAUCAAUUGAUUAUGUCAAACAAUGUACGGCAAGUUCAAAAGAUUAAUAGAUUUAGUGAUCCAAGUGCUAAUGUAAGCACUCAGAGAAUGAAGAACAGGGAUGUAUGCGAGUCGGGAAUGCCCAUUGAGAGAGGUUCCUCGUUGCUAGUGGAGCCUGGUGCAGAUAAUGACUUGUUUGAUAUGCUUGGUUCUGAAUUUCAUCAGUUCUCCCACAACGUUGGGUCUGAUUUGGUCACCUGGAGUGGUACAGAGUCUCAGAAUUCAGAUAGAGAUGGCCCUGAAUCAUCAAUAUAUCUCAAUAGCUCACCCCUUUUCAGUUCGUUAGACAACGAGCUUCACUAUUCUGGUAUCUUAUCACUAACUGAUACUGAUCAACUAUUGGAUGCUGUCAUCUCAAAUGUCAAUCCAAGUAGUAAACAGUGUCCUGAUGAUAGUGCUUCUUGCAAGACUGCAUUGACGGAUGUUCCUAGCACAUCUCAUCUUGGUUCAAUAGACUUGAAGAGAUGUGAGUCCUCCGGCGUUCCUUCAGUGCUAAUUAAGCACGAAUUGGCACAGCUUGUUAAGCAACCAUGUAUUUUUGACAAAUCUGAGAACUGUCUUUCCCAAAAUAAUGGAAUGCACAAGUCUCAGAUACGCCUUUGGAUUGAGAGUGGUCAGAACAUGAAAUGUGAAAGUACUUCAGCUUCUAACAGCAAAGGUCUUGAUACGCCAAGCAAGGCGAAUCGCAAGAGAUCUCGACCCGGUGAAAGUGCUAAGCCACGACCUAAGGACCGGCAGCUGAUACAGGACCGUAUUAAAGAGCUUCGUGAGCUUGUACCGAAUGGGGCAAAGUGUAGCAUUGAUGGUUUGUUGGAGAAGACGGUUAAGCACAUGCUUUUCUUACAAAGUGUGACGAAGAAUGCAGACAAGCUCAAGGACUCUACCGAGUCUAAGAUACUUGGUAGUGAAAAUGGCCCCCUUUGGAAAGACUACUUCGAAGGUGGGGCUACCUGGGCUUUUGAUGUCGGCUCUCAGUCUAUGACAUGUCCAAUCAUUGUUGAGGAUCUUGACCGACCUCGUCAGAUGCUUGUGGAGAUGCUUUGCGAGGAUAGAGGAAUCUUCUUGGAGAUAGCUGAUUUCAUCAAAGGACUAGGACUGACUAUCUUGAGGGGUGUGAUGGAAAUGCGCAAAAGUAAAAUCUGGGCACGGUUCACUGUUGAGGCGAACCGGGACGUAACCAGAAUGGAGAUCUUUCUAUCGCUUGUGCGCUUAUUGGAGCCAAACUGUGACGGCAGUGCAGCGGCGGAGAACGCUAGCAACAUGAACAUGCCUCUUGGCUUGGUGCACCAACCUGUCAUCCCAGCAACAGGCAGCAUCCAAUGAGACUAGAGGAAACCCUGAAGCAUCUUCCCAAGUGCUAAGAGCAGGAGCUCAACUAACUUCUGCAGUGACUAGCAUCGCCAAUAUGCCAGUGCAUCGCCUGCUUUUCCUGAGACAUCUUAAUCCGUGCAAAUGUGACAUCCUUCAUGAGACCAGGUCGCAGAAAUGGAAGAAGGAAAACAACGCCAAGAGUGAUUGUUAGGCAGUGUUUUGUUUGUAUGAUCUUAGUUUGUUUGUUAGUUAGCGCUGUUUGGUCGUAUAUUAGCGGAUUUUUUUGGUACUGUUAUUCAGAAUGGAAAUUCUUGGGUUGGUUUAUUUCACACCAAAAAAGAGAGAUGGAAUACCACCUUUGUUAUAAAUCUUCUCACAUCAGAACCAGUUAGCAUGACUAGUGGAAAAACACCUGAGCAGAUUUGUCAUUGCUCCGAACAGAUACUGCUGGCAACAUUCAGAGGUACUAGAUCACUGGAUUCUAGCUGAGGCCACCAACAAACAUCUCACUGGAGCAGCAUUAUCCACAAUGUCAUCUAACAGCACAUGGUGCUGCCAAUGAAUCACAAUGUGCUAUGUUUACAGUAAGCAAAACAAAUACUGAAUUGCUGCAGAUAA